Molecule: messenger RNA, 468 nt
Organism: Mesoplodon densirostris (Blainville's beaked whale)
Lineage: Eukaryota; Metazoa; Chordata; Mammalia; Artiodactyla; Ziphiidae
Gene: TMIE
Product: transmembrane inner ear
Exons: 4
Coding region: 1-468 (155 amino acids)
Source: RefSeq, a predicted model, not a curated record
AUGGCGGGUCAGCGGCUAGGCGCGGGGCCGCUCUGGGCGCUGGGCGGCGCCGCCCUGGGGGUUUGCCUCGCGGGGGUCGCCGGGCAGCUGGUGGAGCCCAGCACGGCCCCACCCAAGCCCAAGCCGCCCCCGCUGACCAAGGAGACGGUGGUGUUCUGGGAUAUGCGCCUGUGGCACGUGGUGGGCAUCUUCUCGCUCUUCGUGUUGUCCAUCAUUAUCACUCUUUGCUGUGUCUUCAACUGCCGCGUGCCACGGACCCGGAAGGAGAUUGAAGCCCGGUACCUACAGCGAAAGGCAGCCAAGAUGUACACGGACAAACUAGAGACUGUGCCACCCCUCAAUGAGCUCACAGAAAUCCCUGGAGACGAUAAGAAGAAGAAGAAGAAGAAGGACAGUGUGGAUACAGUGGCCAUCAAGGUAGAGGAGGAUGAGAAGAAUGAGGCCAAGAAGAAGAAAGAAGAGAAAUGA